AUGGGAUGCACACAAACUAAAAAACCUGAUACUAGAGUUGAGAAAACUUUAGCUAGGCUUAAUGAAAAAGAAAAAUAGCUUGAUAUAUUAAUAAAAUAACACUAAGAGCUGAUAUUAAAAUAUGAGACUAAUUCCCUUUAAGCAACGUAAAAGAUACCGAAUGGAUCUACAAAUGAACUAAAAUAAAAUGUAAGCGUGUAAUAAAAUAAAGACUAAAAUAUUCUCCCAAUCAACAUUUUAGAUAAGGAUGAUUUGCAUACUGCUUAAAAAAAAAAUAUAGCUGAAUCCAAUACAAAUGAAUAAAAAUAUUAAAAAUCAGAAAAGACUGCAGAAAAAAUAACCAUAGAUAACAAUUUUGUUAACAACAGUAAGACAGUAAUUAGCCAUCAAAAAGCUAAUGAUAUGAAUUAAGCUAUCCAUAAAGAUCAAACAGCUAGUUAAAGCGCUUAACAAACAACCUAGUAUAAUAUAGUAAACAAUCUUGAUGAAAAUAAUGCUUAAAAUAAAAAGAUCAGUCAAUAAUAAAAAGUAGGAGCUCAAGGAUAGCAAUCUUAGGUGCUUCAUAUAAUACAAAGCGAACAAGUAUAUAAUUAAAAUAAUAUCAUCAGAAUCACUGAGGAUAAUGAGGAUAUUAACAUGUAAACUGAUAGAAAAGAUAAUGGUAGGCAAUCUAAGAAUAACUAAAAUAUCAGUAAAGCUUAACCUACUUAAAGAAGUACAAAAACAGGAUUUGGUACAGAUUAACAAAAAAAAUAAAAUUAAGAUGAAAUAUAAGAGUGGACUAAUCUUAUUUAAGCAUUUGAUGAUGUCAGUAUACGUCCUAUUGAUAAUAUGUAAGACAAAGAUUAACCUCUAAGUGCAGAUUAAAUAGAUUUUGAGUUAGGAUCUAAGUCAAAUGGAGCUCCAACUUAAUCCCCACCGCCAUUUAUUAAUAAUAUAUAUAAUACUCUACCAACGAAUGCAUAAAAUAGGAUACUUCCAAAUAUAAAUGAUGAAUAACCAAUUUAAAGACCUAAAACUAUGUAAUCUAAUUAAUUUGAUCAGUUAAUCCAUCAUCCUGACAUCUUAAAAAUAUAUGAGAGUGUUCAAAAAAAGAUAUUAGUUAAAAAGAACGAAGAGCCAUAAAAGAUUGAUUGA
This is a messenger RNA of Tetrahymena thermophila SB210, 1137 nucleotides long. RefSeq lists its product as hypothetical. NCBI's taxonomy places the organism in Eukaryota, Ciliophora, Oligohymenophorea, Hymenostomatida, Tetrahymenidae. The record is from RefSeq and is a predicted model, not a curated record. The transcript has a single exon.